AUGCCUUCCGCCGCUUUCCAAAAGGCCGCCGACGAGAGUCGUCAGCUCAAGGCCAAGCCCAGCAACGACGAGUUAUUGGAGCUCUACGCACUCUUCAAAGUCGCAAAUGGCGAGGACAUCUCCAAGGCACCAGCUCCAGGAAUGUUUGACCUGAAGGGCAAAGCGAAACACAAGGCCUGGCAGAAGGAGGUUGAUGCCGGCACCACCGCCGCGCAGGCAGAGGACCGCUAUAUCAAGCUCGUCGAGAGUCUCAAGACGAAGUACGGCUUCGAUCCGAGUAAAGCGCCCGAGACGGUUGGUGGGAACUAG
Fonsecaea erecta is the source of this 309-nucleotide messenger RNA. RefSeq lists its product as hypothetical. Gene Ontology annotation, biological process: fatty acid metabolic process. The transcript has 3 exons. NCBI's taxonomy places the organism in Eukaryota, Fungi, Ascomycota, Eurotiomycetes, Chaetothyriales, Herpotrichiellaceae. The record is from RefSeq and is a predicted model, not a curated record. Gene Ontology annotation, molecular function: long-chain fatty acyl-CoA binding. Bases 1 to 309 code for a protein of 102 amino acids.